This is a messenger RNA of Rotaria sordida, 1896 nucleotides long. The record is from the annotation of a GenBank genome assembly. Lineage: Eukaryota; Metazoa; Rotifera; Eurotatoria; Philodinida; Philodinidae.
AUGCUUGGUAAAUGUGCAACUAGUCGUUUUUAUACUGAUGUUUUACAUCGUUUGAGUAAAUUUAAUGUAGCAUCUUUAGAUGUUACUGAACAUUUUCUUCUUGUUACUUGUCCAAACUAUAUUGUUACUUGUGAUAGCGAUACAACUUACGCUUCAAAAAUAGCUAAUAAAAUGUUAAACCAUUAUGAUGAUUUACUUCAUGAUUUUCUUCCUCAUAUUAAACAAUGGACAACAUCAAUCAUGUUAUGUAUAUUUUAUCCAAUGAAAUUCGUCUUAUCAAUUAUUCCAUCAUUAACAUACGAACAAAGAACACCUAUGUAUGAUUUUAUUCUAACUAUACUUUUAAAUGCAUCAGCAAGUGACUCACAUACUGAAGAAGCCUAUAGUAAAGUCAUUUAUAUGUCGCUUUGUUUAUUAAUUGAAUUAAUUCGAUCUGAUACAGUUUUAUCAGAUAAAUUAAAAAAUAAAAGCGAUGAAAAACCUGAUUUAAUUAAUGUGUUAAAUGAUUUAUCAAAAAAUGCAAGUAACGAACAAAUACAAAUGAAAGCAAUAGAAUUAACUUCAUUAUUAGUACCAGAAGAAGAAUUUCGGAAAGAAAACAGUGCAGAACGAGUAAUUGGGCUACUUGUUAAAAAUUUUAAUACUGCUGUUGAAGAUGGAAAACCUAAUAGAGCCAAUGAAAUUUUAAAAGGAUUUACAGACUUGGUACAACAUGAAAAUGUUAAGGAAGAAGUUAUUAAACAAAAUGCAUUACCAUCAAUAAUAAAAUUUGCAAAAGAAGCAAAUGAUGAUCCAAUACCAUUAGAAAUGGUCUUUGCAAUGACAUUUAAUGAUGAUGCAAAAACAAUUAUUAGUAAAGAUACAGAAUUUAUUGAUUACGUAAAAGAAUUAUGUAAUUCUGACAAUAAAGAGGUUGCAAAAAUGGCACAUGGUAUUAUGUGGAAAAUAGAAGAUGAAGAAAAAUUUAAACAAAAAGAAGAAGAAAAAACUAAACAUGAAGCAGAAACAACAGAAGAGAGCUCUGAUACAGAAUCAAAACCAUAUGAUAUGAUGAUUUCAUAUUGUUGGGCACAACAGCCAUUAUGUCAUAAAAUAAGUGAUCGUUUAGAACAAGGUGGUUAUAAAGUUUGGUUAGAUAGAGAUGAAAUGCGUGGAUCAAUUAUUGAAUGUAUGGCUGAAGCUAUUGAACGAUCACGAUUUGUACUUAUUUGUAUGUCAAGUAAUUAUAAAAAUAGUACGAAUUGUAAAGCUGAAGCUGAAUAUGCAUUUAAUCGAAAAAGUAAAAUAAUUCCACUUAUUGUUGAGCCUCAAUAUAAAGCCGAUGGAUGGUUAGGAUUUUUGGCUGGUUCAAAAAUUUAUGUUAAUUUUGCUGAUAAAGAAGAAGAAGAGUUUGAUAAUGCCUAUGACUCAUUACUAAAAGAACUUAAACGAAAUGGAUUGAACGAUAUCAAUCGAGAUCAAAAAAAUACAUCAACCACCAAAAUAAGAUCUAAACCUGAAGAACUCAAAAAAGAUCGUCAGCGACGUCGUAUUGAAACAAGAGAAUAUUUAAACUUUCCUUUAACAACAAUGUGGAAUGAACAACAUGUUGAGGAAUUUUUAACUGAUAAUAAACUUGAUCAAUUAAUACCUAUUUGUGAAUCAAUGGAUGGUGAAGCAUUAAUUGAAUUUUAUCAGUUAUGUGCAGCAAAAUCUGAUAUUAUGUAUGGAUUACUUAACAAUCCAAAAGAACAUCCAUUAUCAUUUGGUAUUUUUUUUAAAUUUAUUGCUAAAUUAAAAAAAUAUUUACCAAAAAAACCAGCACGUAAACUCUAUUUUCGAUACAACUUUGUUUCUUCAUCAUCAAGUACAAAUCAAGCAGCAAUUACAGACAAAGAAAUCAAUAAAUCAAAAUAA